Messenger RNA from Cetraspora pellucida, 129 nucleotides. The record is from the annotation of a GenBank genome assembly. NCBI's taxonomy places the organism in Eukaryota, Fungi, Glomeromycota, Glomeromycetes, Diversisporales, Gigasporaceae.
AUGUCAGCUAUUAUAACUAAAAUUAUUGGAAAAUACAAUCUUAGCUCCAAUAUGAGUAAUUGUAAAAUAGUUAUAGCAUCAUCUCUAAAAAAUCUAGAAGAAGAAAUUAUCAGAGAGAUAGCAAAAUAA